UUCAAUCCUGAACGCUUCUUGGCAAAGGAUGGAAAGGGCCCUGAGACAGAGCCUCGCACAAUGUGCUUCGGAUUUGGUAGACGUAUUUGCCCAGGUUUGUUCAACUCGCAUCAGUUAACUAACAGUAUUCUGACAUUUGCUUGCUUUUUGUGUACAGGUAUCCACCUUGCUGAUGCUUCCAUUUGGAUAUCCACCGCGAUGUCAUUGGCCGUGUUUGAUAUUUCAAAGGUUGUCGAGAAUGGUAUUGAGAUCACCCCCGAUGUUGAACCCUCACCAGGUACGAUCAGCCACCCCAAGCCCUUCAAGUGUUCUAUCCAGCCUCGCUCUGCAACUGCUCUUGGGCUCAUUGAACAAGAGGCUAACUAUUACUAA
Molecule: messenger RNA, 372 nt
Organism: Suillus subalutaceus
Lineage: Eukaryota; Fungi; Basidiomycota; Agaricomycetes; Boletales; Suillaceae
Exons: 3
Molecular function (GO): oxidoreductase activity, acting on paired donors, with incorporation or reduction of molecular oxygen; monooxygenase activity; heme binding
Source: RefSeq, a predicted model, not a curated record